AUGAAGCUCGGUACUUCUUUAAUAAAUUUAUGCUCGCUGUCAACAGGGAUGCUGGUUUUCACCAGCGCUACUUCAUCUGCAUAUGCCCAAGGAAACGCCACUGAAUCAACUUUUUCUAGUAGCAAAGCCAAUGAAAUAAUUUCAGAUUCCACUCCCUUCUGUAAAGUUGAAAAGGAUUCAACCGUCAGCACAAGUUGUAACAUCACUUUCCAAGAAAUCAAUAACAUUAAUGAAAAUAUAAGGAAUGACUUACAAUCUUUAGUAAAUACUGAUUUCUUUAAGUAUUUCAAAUUAGACAUCUAUAAACAAUGUCCAUUUUGGGAUGAUAGUAAUAGACUUUGUACAGAUGGUAGUUGUUCCAUCGAUAUCGUGGAAGAUUGGUCCAAGUUACCCGAAUAUUGGCAACCAGAACAUUUGAGUGAAUUGAAAGAUCCUUCCAAUUCAAGUGAUGAAGAUUUAGUUACUGACUGUUCCUUCUUGGAUCAAUUAUGUAAUGAUAAUAAGAAAUUACAAUAUAUGCAAAAUGAUAUUGAUUAUUGUGAUGUGAAUGAAUUUGAAAGUAAAGAAUCGGUAUUGAUAGACUUAACUAAAAACCCAGAAAGAUUCACUGGAUAUGGUGGUCAACAAUCUGCUAAUAUUUGGAAACAUAUCUAUGGUGAAAAUUGUUUCUCUAUGGAUACUCAAGGGAAAUGUUUGGCAAAGGAUGCGUUUUAUAGAUUGGUCUCAGGUUUACACGCAUCUAUUGGAGUUCAUAUCUCAAAUGAAAUGUUAAAUAGUGAAACUGGUCAAUGGGGACCCAAUUUGGAAUUCUUUAUGUCAAGAGUCGGUAAUUUCCCUGAUAGAAUUACAAACAUUUAUUUCAAUUAUGCUGUAGUUGCAAAAUCUUUAUGGAAAAUUAUGCCAUUUUUGAAACAUUUAGAUUUUUGUAAUGAAUAUGAUAAUGACGUUAAGGGUAAAAUUAUUAACAUAACAUCUCAAUUGGAUAGUAAUAUCUUCCAAGAAGAUCUUUUGUUCAAAAAUGAUUUAGAUUAUUCUUUAAAAGAUGAAUUUAGAUCCCGUUUCAAAAAUGUCACCAAGAUAAUGGAUUGUGUUGAUUGUGAUACUUGCAGAUUAUGGGGGAAAGUUCAAACUACUGGUUACGCAACAAGUUUGAAAAUCUUGUUUGAAUUCGAUGAAGCUGAUGAAGAAUCAAGACAAAAUGUUGUGGAUAAAUUAACUAAAUAUGAAUUGAUUGCUUUGUUAAAUACUUUUGACAGAUUAUCACAAGCCAUUGAAGCAAUAAACAGUUUCGAAAGAAUGUAUAAUAAAAAUAUGAACAAUCUCAAGACAAAGGAGAAUCCAAAUGCAAGUUUUAUAUUUGGUAAAAAUAAUUUUUUCAGACUAUUAAAAGGUGCCAAAGAUUAUAUUAACAAUAAUUUCAGCUCUUCAAAUGCUGAGCAAGAGGAAAUAACAAAAAGAGAUGUUAACAAGUUAUUAGAAGACGAAAAGGAACCAGUGAAAUUCGCUGAUUUGAAGUUACCAGAAAAAAAAUACAUAAAGAAACAAACUACUACAUCUAAUUCAAAAUCAAAAAAUACCACGCCUAUAAUUAAAUCUGAGAAUAAAUGGAAAAAGGCAUGGAAUACUGAAAUAGCAAACGUUAUGGAAGCCUUUAGAUUCAUUUGGAGAAGUUAUCUGGAUUUACCAAGAAACCUUUGGAAAUUACUAUUAGUUAAUAUGAAUAAACUAUGGAAUAAAUUUAUUGGUGUCGCUAAUUACUUGAAUGAAAAGGAAGAGAAUCCAAUAUUAUAUAAACUAAAUAUUCAAUAG
Molecule: messenger RNA, 1809 nt
Organism: Naumovozyma dairenensis CBS 421
Lineage: Eukaryota; Fungi; Ascomycota; Saccharomycetes; Saccharomycetales; Saccharomycetaceae
Gene: ERO1
Product: ER oxidoreductin
Exons: 1
Coding region: 1-1809 (602 amino acids)
Biological process (GO): protein folding in endoplasmic reticulum
Cellular component (GO): endoplasmic reticulum membrane; endoplasmic reticulum
Molecular function (GO): protein-disulfide reductase activity; FAD binding; thiol oxidase activity
Source: RefSeq, a predicted model, not a curated record